This is a messenger RNA of Elephantulus edwardii (Cape elephant shrew), 1080 nucleotides long. It is a transcript of the gene ING2, whose product is annotated as inhibitor of growth family, member 2. The record is from RefSeq and is a predicted model, not a curated record. Gene Ontology annotation, cellular component: nucleus. The transcript has 2 exons. Bases 96 to 935 code for a protein of 279 amino acids. Gene Ontology annotation, biological process: positive regulation of DNA-templated transcription. Lineage: Eukaryota; Metazoa; Chordata; Mammalia; Macroscelidea; Macroscelididae.
CGGAGGAUCCGCGGCGGCUGUCGCUGGUGCAUGUGUGGCUGCUGGAUGCGGAGGCGGCGGCGGCGGCGGCGGCGAGGAGCAGCAGUGGCGGCAGGAUGUUAGGGCAGCAGCAGCAACUGUACUCGUCGGCCGCACUCCUGACCGGGGAGCGGAGCCGGCUUCUCACCUGCUACGUGCAGGACUACCUCGAGUGUGUAGAGUCGCUACCCCACGACAUGCAGAGGAACGUGUCUGUGCUGCGAGAGCUGGACAACAAAUACCAAGAAACAUUAAAGGAAAUUGAUGAUGUCUACGAAAAAUAUAAAAAAGAAGAGGAUUUAAACCAGAAAAAACGUCUACAGCAGCAUCUCCAGAGAGCAUUAAUCAAUAGUCAAGAAUUGGGAGAUGAGAAAAUUCAGAUUGUCACACAGAUGCUUGAGUUGGUGGAAAAUCGAGCAAGACAAAUGGAGUUACAUUCACAGUGUUUCCAAGAUCCUGCAGAGAGUGAAAGAACCUCAGAGAAAGCAAAGAUGGAUUCCAGCCAACCAGAAAGAUCUUCGAGAAGACCCCGAAGACAGAGAACCAGUGAAAGCCGUGAUUUAUGUCAUAUGACAAAUGGGAUUGAAGACUGUGAUGAUCAGCCACCCAAAGAAAAGAAAUCCAAAUCAGCCAAGAAAAAGAAACGUUCUAAGGCCAAGCAAGAAAGAGAGGCUUCACCCGUUGAGUUUGCAAUAGAUCCCAAUGAACCUACAUACUGUUUGUGUAACCAAGUGUCUUAUGGAGAAAUGAUAGGAUGUGACAAUGAACAGUGUCCAAUUGAAUGGUUUCACUUUUCAUGUGUUUCACUUACCUAUAAACCAAAGGGUAAAUGGUAUUGCCCAAAGUGCAGGGGAGACAAUGAGAAAACAAUGGACAAAAGUACUGAAAAGACAAAAAAAGAUAGAAGAUCAAGGUAGUAGAGACCAUCCACAUUUUAAAGGGUUAUUUGUCUUUUAUAUGAUUUGUUUACUUUCAAAAAAAUGUUUUAGGGUAAUUGCAUAAGACUAUGCAAUAAUUUUUAAUCAUUAGUAUUAAUGGUGUAUUAAAAGUUGUUGUACAUUG